Phytophthora sojae is the source of this 924-nucleotide messenger RNA. RefSeq lists its product as hypothetical. The coding region runs from base 1 to 924 and encodes 307 amino acids. The transcript has 6 exons. Gene Ontology annotation, molecular function: 3'-5'-DNA exonuclease activity. Gene Ontology annotation, cellular component: cytosol. Lineage: Eukaryota; Oomycota; Peronosporomycetes; Peronosporales; Peronosporaceae. The record is from RefSeq and is a predicted model, not a curated record.
AUGGCGCUCAAGAUGAUCGACAUCGGCGCGAACCUCACGGAUCCGGUCUUCACGGGCGUCUACCGUGGGAAGCAAAAGCACGAGUCCGACUUGACCGCAGCUUUGGCUCGUGCCAAAGCUUUCGGCGUUGAUAAAAUCAUUGUCACGGGCGGAAACCUCGAGGAGAGCAAAGCAGCUCUGCAACUGGCAAAAAGCAACGAGGGUGAUGGGCUACCGCAACUUUUCUCCACUGUGGGGGUGCACCCGACUCGUUGCAGCGAGUUCGAAGCCGAUGGGCGAGACCCCGACGCCUACUUUGCCGAAUUGUUGGCUGUGUGCGAACAAGGCCAAAAAGAGGGCAAAGUGGUGGCAAUCGGCGAGUGCGGACUGGACUACGACCGACUCGAGUUCUGCGACAAGGAGACGCAACUAAAAUACUUUGAGAAACAAUUCCAAUUGGCGGAACGCACAAAGUUGCCAUUGUUCCUGCACAACAGAAACACGGAUGGAGAUUUCUACGCCAUGAUUGCGAAGCACCGGUCGAGGUUCUCGAAUGGAGUGGUGCACUCGUUUACGGGGGGUAAGGAGGAGAUGCUGAAAUUGGUGGAGUUGGGGCUCUACAUCGGAGUGAACGGUUGUUCGUUGAAGACCGCGGAAAACUUGGACUGCGUUAAGGCCAUUCCCCUUCACCGGUUGAUGAUCGAGACGGACGCUCCAUGGUGCGAUAUCCGUGCAACGCAUGCUGGUCACGGCCACGUGAAAACCUCGUGGCAAAGCAAAAAGGCGGAGAAAUACUCCCCCGACUGUCUCGUCAAAGGACGCAACGAGCCGUGCACCCUCAUCCAGGUGCUGGAGAUCAUCAGCGCGAUUCGAGGCGAAGACCAGGACCACGUCGCUGCCACAGUUCUGGAAAACACACUUCAAGUGUUCUUCAAAAGCGCGUAA